GCAUAAAAUAAAUUAGUUGUCUGUGCCGCUUGGAGGAGACCAGGUUUCCAUCAUGUCGCAAAAAAGAUACGCAAUGUUCGUGUCACGCUUUCCUCCACUGUAUGGAAACAGGACACAGACAAGUGAAAGGACUGAAAUAUCCCCUGUCUUUGAGGAAUGGUACCGUCGAUUCUUUGUUAGCCUGGAGAGAGUAGAUGAAACCACUCGCCCUCGACAGGGGUGGUGGUGAGAGAAGGCAAUCUUCAGCAGGUUGGUUUUCUCUUGCCUGCUUGGGCGUCCUCUGUGCAGGAGCCACAAGGGACCAUGAGCGACGGUGACAAGAACCCAGCCAGCACCCCUGCCCCAGUCACUGAUGUGCAAGGCGAUGGCCGGUGGAUGUCACUGCACCAUCGCUUCAUUGCCGAUAGCAAAGACAAGGAACCAGAAGUCCUGUUCAUUGGCGAUUCUCUGGUGCAGCUGCUACACCAGUUUGAGAUCUGGAGAGAGCUUUUCUCCCCACUACACGCUCUCAACUUUGGCAUUGGGGGUGAUGCCACCCAGCACGUGCUCUGGCGACUGCAGAAUGGGGAGCUGCAGCACAUCCGGCCAAAGAUUGUGGUCAUCUGGGUGGGCACCAAUAACCACGGCCACACCGCAGAGCAGGUGGUUGGAGGCCUAGAAGCCAUCGUCCGUGUCAUCAACCACCAGCAGCCCCAGGCUCGUGUGGUGGUGCUGGGCUUGCUGCCACGAGGCAAGAACCCCAACCCGCUACGGGAGAAGAACCAGAGGGUGAACGAGCUGCUCGAGGCCAAGGUGCCGCUGCUGCCCAAUGCCUCCUUCCUCAAUGCCGACCCUGGUUUUGUGCACUCGGACGGGACCAUCAGCCACCACGACAUGUACGACUACCUCCACCUGACCCGCAACGGCUACGCCCGACUCUGCCCUGGGCUGCACCGUCUGCUGUUGUGCUUGCUGGGAGAGUGCCACGCCCAGGCUCCUUGACAGGCAGAGCUGUUCUGGCCAAGAUCCAAAUCGCACUUGGGGCCUGAGCAAGUAUCGGGGGCAACCUCUUAGAAGCUAGAAUACCUCCUCCUCCUCUUGCCUCCAAUUGGGCAAGCAAUAAGUGCGGUUUCCUCCCUCCCCUGAUAUUCUUUGGCUCUGCCCACCCAGUGGCAUUCAAUACUGAUUUUCCAGCCCUUUCAGCGCAGUUGUUAGUUAUUUAUAGACUGUCGAGUGGUUCUGGGAGACUGAUGGUCGUGGGGGAAGAAGGAAGCAUGUUGGCCUACUGAUGCCAAAAAUGUUGGGCACAAAGCAGGUGAAUAAACUCACCUGUACUUAAUAAACAGAUACUCCAUCUUGCAA
Molecule: messenger RNA, 1341 nt
Organism: Hemicordylus capensis (graceful crag lizard)
Lineage: Eukaryota; Metazoa; Chordata; Lepidosauria; Squamata; Cordylidae
Gene: PAFAH1B3
Product: platelet activating factor acetylhydrolase 1b catalytic subunit 3
Exons: 6
Coding region: 304-981 (225 amino acids)
Source: RefSeq, a predicted model, not a curated record